AUGGCCGCGGGAGCCGGGACGGGGGGCCCCGCUUCCGGCCCGGACGUUCUGCGUGAUCCGGCGGCGUCACAGUCGAGGAAGCGGUCCGGUCGUGGGGGCGGGGAGGCUGCGCGGCGAACGGACGCGAUGGCGGGAGGAGGCGGGAGCAGCGACGGCCCCGGGCGGGCGGCGAGCCGGCGGGCGUCCCGCAGCAGCGGCGGGCGGGCUCGGCGGGGGCGGCACGACCCGGGGGCGGGGGGCGCGGGGGAGGCUCGGCUGGAGGAGGCGGUGAACCGCUGGGUGCUCAAGUUCUACUUCUACGAGGCGCUGCGGGCCUUUCGGAGUAGCCGGUACGGGGACUUCAGGCAGAUCCGGGACAUCAUGCAGGCUCUGCUUGUCAGGCCCUUGGGAAAGGAGCACACCGUGUCCCGGCUGCUGCGGGUUAUGCAGUGUCUGUCGCGUAUUGAAGAAGGGGAGAAUUUAGACUGUUCCUUUGAUAUGGAGGCUGAGCUCACACCCCUGGAAUCAGCUAUCAAUGUGCUGGAGAUGAUUAAAACGGAAUUUACACUGACAGAGGCAGUGGUGGAAUCCAGUAGAAAACUGGUCAAGGAGGCUGCUGUCAUUAUUUGUAUUAAAAAUAAAGAAUUUGAAAAGGCUUCAAAAAUUUUGAAAAAACAUAUGUCCAAGGACCCCACAACUCAGAAACUGAGAAGUGAUCUCCUGAACAUCAUCCGUGAAAAGAACUUGGCCCACCCCGUUAUCCAGAACUUUUCCUAUGAGACCUUCCAGCAGAAGAUGCUGCGCUUCCUGGAGAGUCACCUGGAUGAUGCAGAGCCCUACCUCCUCACGAUGGCCAAAAAGGCUUUGAAAUCUGAGUCUUCUGCUUCAAGUACAGUGAAGGAAGAUAAACAGCCAGCACCAGAGCCUGUGGAAAAGCCAUCCAGAGAACCUCCGAGGCAGCUACGGAAUACUCCAACCACCUUUGGAAUGAUGACUCUGAAAGCAGCUUUCAAGACUCUGUGCGGUUCACAAGAUUCUGAAGCAAUCUUCUCAAAACUGGACCAGAAAGAUCUGGUACUUCCUAAUAAAGCAUCCCUCUCAUCGCCAGCCCUCAAAAACAAGAGACCGAGAAAGAAUGACAACGAAGGUUCAGCUCCUGCUGAAGGAGAGAGUGGCUCUGAACUGCAGCCCAAGAACAAGCGUAUGACAAUAAGCAGAUUGGUUUUGGAGGAGGAUAGUCAGAGUACUGAGCUGAGCUCAAGCCUCAACACCUCUCAGGAAAUCAUUCCAGCGCCACCAUCCACACCUGCUGUUCUCAACCAAGCCCUUCCCAGGGAGAAGAAUUCCAAAUUACCCAAAGGCAAGUGGAACAGUUCUAAUGGGAUUGAAGAAAAAGAGACUUGGGUAGAAGAGGACGAACUGUUUGAUGUUCAGGCUGCACCGGAUGAAGAGAAUACAACCAGUGUAACAAAAAAGCAGAAGUGGACUGUGGAAGAGAGCGAGUGGAUCAAGGCUGGAGUGCAAAAAUUUGGGGAAGGAAACUGGGCUGCCAUUUCUAAAAAUUACCCAUUUGUUAAUCGAACAGCUGUGAUGAUUAAGGAUCGCUGGCGGACCAUGAAAAGACUUGGCAUGAACUGA
Messenger RNA from Pipistrellus nathusii (Nathusius's pipistrelle), 1617 nucleotides. The record is from the annotation of a GenBank genome assembly. Lineage: Eukaryota; Metazoa; Chordata; Mammalia; Chiroptera; Vespertilionidae.